GCAUGCUGUCUCACUGAAGAGCCUUAAACCUCUUCCACAGGCCUCUCCCAUGGAGGGCUGGAACACUGUGCCGGGGAAGAAGAUCAAAAAGUUUUUCCCAACAUGGGGCCAGAACUCUCAGCCUGAUGCAGAUGGUAGAGGGCCGAAGAAUCAGAGCAAGUCAGUCAAGCCCCAGUCAGCACUACCUCCUCGACUGCAGCAUACUGUGGGAACCAGGCAGCAUCAGUUCUUGUGUUCUGCACCCCAACCUCAUCAGACCUCAACUGAGCAAAAAGCUCCAGGCAGGAAUCCUUCCCAGACUGUGAGGAAGCCAGAGAGGGAGAGGACAGAGGAUCUGAGCCAUGGCAGCAGAGACUGUAACUACUUUGGCCUGUCCCCAGAGGAGCGCAGGGAGAAACAGGCCAUAGAGGAGUCCCGCUCCCUCUAUGAGAUCCAGCAGAGGGAUGAACAAGCCUUCCCUGCUCUCUCCAAUAAUCCAUCAGUCUGUCAGGCUGCUACACAGACUGUGGAUAACUUAAGCCAGAAAAAGUUCUCCAAUAACGAGAGGAGAAACGGCAAGUGGACAGCAGAGGUGGAAGAGCAGAAGGAUAAAGAGUCAAAUUCCAGGCAGAGCCACUUAAGUCAGAAGCUUGAGCCAAAUUCAUCUGAGAAGAAUAGUCAAGAUGAGAGUUACCCCAAAGCUUCAUCUCCUUUGGAACAAGUCAAAACAGAGUCUCCGAUUCUUGCUGAGCAAAGCCUGACAGAAUGCUUACCAAGCAUAACUCCAACACCCUCUCCAGUCUUUUCUGAGGUGCAUUUACCUCCAGCAGUGCCUUCUGUACCAGCCAUUGUGCCAGCUUGGCCAAGUGAGCCAGCAGCUUAUGGACCAGCAGGUAUCCCAGCUCAAAUACCUGCUUCUUCACUGAUGCCAGCCCCAGCCACGGGACCUGACUCUAUUGUAUCACAGGCUCAGACUCUGAAUCCUUAUCAGGACCCACUGUACCCUGGAUUCCCUUUCAGUGAGAAGGGAGAAAGAGCUGUUGCACCCUCUUACUCCCUGUGCAAUACGGGGGAAGACUUGCCUAAAGAUAAGAAUAUUCUUAGAUUUUUCUUCAAUCUUGGUGUGAAGGCAUACAGCUGCCCCAUGUGGGCCCCCCACUCGUACCUGUACCCCCUGCACCAGGCCUACCUGGCGGCCUGCCGGAUGUUCCCCAACGUGCCCCUGCCCGUGUACCCGCAGGGGCCCUGGUUCCAGGAGGCUCCGCCGGCCCCCG
Merops nubicus (carmine bee-eater) is the source of this 1253-nucleotide messenger RNA. It is a transcript of the gene OTUD4, whose product is annotated as OTU deubiquitinase 4. The transcript has 11 exons. The record is from RefSeq and is a predicted model, not a curated record. The annotation marks the transcript as partial. NCBI's taxonomy places the organism in Eukaryota, Metazoa, Chordata, Aves, Coraciiformes, Meropidae.